GUCAUUUCAUUGCAUUUUCUAAUGUUUUACUUGCAAGUUGUCCUGAAUAGCAGUGAGCACAUCGGAUUUUGAGAGAGUGCUGUGGAUGCCAGUCACAAAGUGGGUGCCAGGAGUUGAGUGCUGCAUAACACAAAAUGGCUGCCACAUCUUAAAGAGCAGAGAAAUUGGUGCACAAAAUGUUGCAGGCAUGCCCCUGCAUCAGCCACCCUCACCAGUGAGAGAGAAAGGGAACUACACCUGCCACCAUCCCACUUCACUUGCUCUGAAAGAGAAGCCCUGCGCACCUCCCCUUUGUUCAGAAGAGAAAGUGGGCAUCCACUCCUGUCACCCACUGCAAAGUGGACAUGUUUGGAGUGGUGAGAGUUCAAUGUAACAAGAACUGAGCAGGAAGAGCAAAAGUCUUUCAUACACUUUGGAUUUGUGAGGGGAUAUUUACUGAGACCUUUCACAGGUGCUGUAAGAGAUACUGGUAGGUACACUGCUGCCCACGGGCACCAUGCUGGGGACCCUAAGAAGGCUGGCAUAUAUAAUCCUGAAUUGCAGCAAUUAUCUAACUGACAUGGUGAGAUUCUAGGUGUUUCCUCUUAUAUUCAGCCCAGGCAUAGAGGGGAAAUAUAAUUUUAAAAAAGAAAUACAAAAACAGUCAACAAGAGGGGCAGCCACAGCAUGUUUGGAAACAGGCCAGAAAUCCGCUGCGAGGCCAGCGAAGGCGCUCACCGGCCACGCGGACACAGAGGCAUCCGGGCCACGCAGGCAUUUCUGAUGGAAGGAAGGGGGACACUGAGGCAGAGGCGGAAGCCAAGGCCAGAGUCCGGGGGCGGAGCGCUGUGCUGGGACGCCCGGCUCUGUCAGAGGGAAGGGAGAGGAGAGGGAGGCUGGCUGGCUUCACUUCCUCGCACGGCAUGUGGGGCUCAAGGAAAGACGCGUCUUUGGUGUGAGCCGAGGGGUGCCAUGUUUCAAAAAGUAAAAACCUGGACCCCCCCCCCAAAAAAAGUUGUUGUGGAGCUUUUUUAAGGAAGACCCCAACGUUGCUGAGCUCUUCUUCUUCUCUAUACAAAAACGUCACAAAACACCGCGAUUUGUCGAUUGCUUUGUCUAAGAUCCCGGACGUAAACCCCGCCCUUGACAUCACUUUUUGUCCGGGAAAGUCCGGACGCACGGCAGCCCAAUGUGAGCCUGUCAGAAAUGAAGGCGUGUCAGGACUCGGGCUGUGAUCUCCUCACACGUGUUGGACUCCCCUCCCGUCUGGGCUGCUGGGCAUUUUGUUUGGGAGAGCAGCUGGAGCUUCCCGGGAGGCAGGCCGCGCUCUGCUACGGCCGGGCUGACCACUCCCAAGGAACGCCCUCCGGCUUCAAGAUGGCGCCUCCCGCCCGCCGCCUCUUCGGCCCGGCCAUUCUCGCGAGGGCGCUGCUGCCCUGGGCCCGCCCACAGGGCGUCGCGACCAAUGGGGGCUUUGUUUUAUUUUUAACACCGGAACUAGGUGGGCGGGCGUCGUCUUCGGCGGCGAAGUGAAGGGCAGGAAGCGGAAGAGAUCCUGUGGGGAGGCUGCCUCUCUGCGCCUCUCUCUCGCUCUGCUCUGAGGGUUGCCAUGGCGUCAAGGUUACUGCGGGUGUGCGGGGCCCUGCGAGGCCUCAGCGCGGGCCGGAGUCCCCUGGGCCGGGGGCCGCUGCGCCUGACGGGGGCCGCCCGCUCCAUGGGCGCCGGAGGUGAGCGGCGGGACCUUGCUGGGGUCUCUCGGCCGCGACUGCGACGGGGGCUGCGCGGAGGGCCUUGGUCUCCCGGGGGGGGGGGGGGCGGGAAGAUGCGAGGGGAAUGCGGGCCGCGUUGGAGGGACGUUUCAGGAGAGCAGAAACAGGGACGACCCUCACUCUUCUCCAGGGUCGCCUCCUGCCAAGGGACCCAGUGACUCUUACCUUGCCGUUUUAUAUUGCUUCCGUUUUCAGUUUCCUAAAAGUAGCAGAGUAGAAGAGAAAGUCCCAGGUCUCCGUUUUUAAUUUUGGGGGGAUUUGCCGGACUGCACAAAAACCUUAAACAUGGCUCAGUCCAGAACGGAGAUAUUUCAAAACUAAAAAUACCAAUCUCUUCAGAACUUCAUAGGCUUUAAUAUGAUUUGGCACAUAAAGUUAAGUUACAAAAUUUAUACUUUAAAAAAUGAUUUAAAAAUCAAUAUGGUUAAAAAUCCACCCCCCCUCCAAAUGUAUUAAUAUUUCAAAGAGCUUCCUGCAAAAUUUCAACUUGGGAUCUCAAAACAGAUAUAGGGCCUUCUCUUGUACUACUUUUAGGAAACAGAAACGGAAAGCAAUUUAAAAUGGUAUGAUAAAAGUCAUUGGAUCACUUGACAUGGACUGGACAAAGUGGUAAAUGCCAGGGGCACAGAUGCCAAGAGGCUCACUGGUAGUAAAACAAAUAUUUUGUGUCUUCCCUGAGAUAGGGAAGAUUCUUUCAUCCCAACAGUUCACUGUUGUUCUCUAUCCUAGGUAUUCCCAGUGAUGAAGAACAGGCUACAGGAAUGGAGAGGAAAACCAUGAAAGCUUUAGAGAAGGGGCUGGUGAGUAAAAACAAGCAAGGGAAAUGACCUUUAUUGAUAAAACUGUGUGCUCCUUUAGUAUAAAUGGUAAAAAACUGGUAACUUCCCCCAGAACACUGGCACUUUUACAGUGGUACCUUGGUUUACGAACUUAAUCCGUUCCGGAAGUCCGUUCUUAAACCAAAGUGUUCUUUAACCAAAGCGUGCUUUCCCAUAGCAGCGGGGGACUCAGUUUACAAAUGGAACACACUCAACAGGAAGCGGAACAUGUUCUGCUUACAAGGCAAAGGUCACAAACCAAAACACCUACUUCCGGGUUUGCAGCGUUCUUAAUCCAAGUUGUUCAUAAACUAAGCUGUUCUUAAACCAAGAUACCACUGCAAUUGGAUCACUUAGAAUACUUUAGACUUAAAAAUGAAUUUAUUAGGUAGCAGCAACAGCCUGUUCCACUAAACAUUUUCUCUCUUUAUUCAGUAUUCAGCUAAAUGGAAAUCAAUUGAGUAGAUCCCCCACAAUAAUUUACUGAUGCUCGUUUUUAGUUUUUUCCCUUUUGUAUCUGAUUUUUUAUUAUUUUACUCUAUUGUUUUACAAUGUUGUAAACCACUGCAAUAUAUUUUUAUGAUACAGCAGUAUAGAACAUUUUAUAAAUAAAUAACAUUCUGGUGCUUCCAUCAGAUGAGAGAUGGAGACUGGUUUUUAUCUGCUUCAUAGUACAGUACUUGAACUGAAUCUGAGAAACUGUCAGGUUUGCUGGGCUGGGUGUGGUUGAGUUCAUAUCUUGGCUUGGAAAUCAGGUAUUUUAGUGACAAACUUAUACAAAUAGAAUAACUGGCUGGAGGGGGGGAUGUCUAGGGCAUUCGGCUGCAAGCUGAUUUGCUGCCACAAACCUCAGGGGUGGGAAAGGCAAAUAGUCAGUUACUGGGAACAUGUGCAGUAAUUUUUUUUGGUUUCUAAAGUGGUCUUCAACUCUCCUGCUGCUUGUAGGAUCCUUACAACAUGCUACCACCCAAACGAUAUGCUGGAACAAAGGAAGACCCCAACAUAGUCCCUUCAAUUACAGACAAGAGGCUUGUGGGCUGCAUCUGUAAGUCUCUCUUAAAUACAGAAAUAGCUUCUGGCUCAGUGCUGUUUGUUCACAUCAUUUCAAGGGAACUUUCUUGUGCAGUCACUUAUCUGUAUGUGAAAUCACUGUUGCCUGGGGGGGGGAAGCAUCUCAUUUGUGUUGAACUUCCUUUGGGUAGGCGGGAAGAAUAUGGCUGAAGAUGUGACAUGUUUGAGUUGGAACAUCUGCAAAAUUUGUGAAGGCAAAUUGUUGGCUUGCCUGCAGAUGCAGCUGAACUCUUAGACAUGAUCAGUGUAACAAAACAAGCCUCAUAAAUGGCCUCUGCCUAAAGUAGUUUCUUUAAUAGCUUGAGUGGCUAUUAAAUUCACUCUUGGUGAUUUAGUUUAUUAAUCAACUUUUUCUUUGUGCUUGCUCUUUUAUUGAAUCAACUUGUAUUGCCUAGAUGCAACCCCCUGUCAUCAUUCCUAUGUACAUUUUGCCAAUGUGUCUGCAGUAUCUUGCCUAAUCUACUUUAUCCCACACAUUGCAGGUGAAGAGGACAACAGCACUGUGAUCUGGUUCUGGCUGCACAAGGGAAAUCCCCAGCGCUGCCCCUCCUGUGGAGCCCAUUACAAGUUGGUUGGCUACCAAUUGCCCUGAUUUGGCUUCAAAGCUUUGCUGAGCUCUCUCCAUUUAUGAUUUCUGGAUACAGGGCUGAGCUACGUAGCUGUUUAUGUCACGAUGUAUCACAUUCCUUGAAACCUAAUAAAGUCUUUGACUCAUUGUGUGAAUGAA
Podarcis lilfordi (Lilford's wall lizard) is the source of this 4364-nucleotide messenger RNA. Lineage: Eukaryota; Metazoa; Chordata; Lepidosauria; Squamata; Lacertidae. The record is from the annotation of a GenBank genome assembly.